Molecule: messenger RNA, 1132 nt
Organism: Coffea arabica (coffee)
Lineage: Eukaryota; Viridiplantae; Streptophyta; Magnoliopsida; Gentianales; Rubiaceae
Source: RefSeq, a predicted model, not a curated record
ACAUGACAAAUUAAAGAAGAAAAACCCAAAAAAGAACAACAAUGGUACUGUUCCCAUAAUCCCCAUAGGCAUUACUUCAGAGCUCCCUACCCAAGAAACCACACACGAUCAAUUUCAUCAACUUCAAAGUCGAAAGACUCCACCAACCAAAAUUCAAUUUCCUCACAAUCCCCAAGAGGCAGACAAGUAGAGAAACAGAGCGAGACCAAACCCACCAGAUUUGCUCUCGCUCUCUCUAUCCAUUCCCGCCUCUUAUUACUUCUCUCUGUCCCUGUUUUCUGAAGCAAAAUUUUGAGCCCAUACGAGCUUGAAAAAUUACUGUAAGGGUCAGUCAGCAAAAAAGAACAAAAUAUGGGGUUCUUUUCUUUCUUGGGAAGAGUGCUUUUUGCCUCCAUCUUCAUCCUCGCUGCUUGGCAAAUGUUCAAUGAAUUUGGUGAUGAUGGAGGGCCUGCAGCCAGGGCGUGGGCUCCUAAAUUGGUUCCCAUCCAGAAGUUUCUGAAAUCAAAGUUUGGAGAAGGGGGGCCAAAUAUUGAUGUUAGGCAUUUUGUUGCUGGAUCAAUUGCUCUGAAGGGGUUGGGAGGCUUGCUAUUUGUGUUUGGUAGCAAAAUGGGCGCUUACCUACUGAUGUAUCACUUGCUGUACACCACUCCACUGUACUAUGACUUCUACAACUAUGAAUUUGGUGGACCAGAAUUUUUCAGUCAUCUGCAGGAUUUUUUGCAGUGCGUGGCUCUUUUUGGAGCCUUGCUAUUUUUCCUUGGGAUGAAGAACUCAAUUUUGAGGAAGCAGCUCAAGAAAAAGACCCCCAAACCAAAGACAGCUUAGCCUUAUCUGAGCAGAAGUUGCAGAGGAUUAGACAGUUCCCAGGGAUCUUUACAAUGGAUUUUUUUUUUUGGCUUUUGGGGGUUCUUGAGAAUUUUCUUUGAUCUUCCACUGUAGUUGGCCAUCUCCUCCUUUUUUUUUUUUUGAAUACACUCUUUAAACUAGACGCAUUGCUGAGACCAACCACCCUUAGCGGGUGAGAGAUAUUAGAGCAAAGUUCAGAAGGUCAUGGAUUACAACAUUUGAUGUUUUUCCUGUAUUAGUAAGAAAUGCAUUUUUGUGAUGAAAUUCUUGCUCCUAUUCGAUAGUA